Closterium sp. NIES-65 is the source of this 3276-nucleotide messenger RNA. NCBI's taxonomy places the organism in Eukaryota, Viridiplantae, Streptophyta, Zygnematophyceae, Desmidiales, Closteriaceae. The record is from the annotation of a GenBank genome assembly.
AUGGCGUCCCGAGAGGUGGUGCUAAUCGACCCGACGAAAGGCAGUCCGCUGGCGUCGCUCCGCGCGUUCAAGGGGCCAUCGGGGCACGUGCCCUUCCCCAACAAGUGCCCAGCGCACCCCUUCAGGGGUGAGUGGCGCAGCGUGGCGUUCGGCCCCGCGCAGCGCACGCUGCUGGCCGCGGCGAGCUACAGCACGACGGGCGCGCUUCGCCUGCCGGAACUCACGGACGCGCUGCACGUGUUCGACACGGUCGCAGCGGACGUCACGGCGCGAGUGUCGCUGAACAACACGCCGGAUAGCGUUUACUUCGUUCCCAUCGCUAACGAGGUGUGGGUGCACGCGGCCGACGUGGCGGACCGCUAUUCGUUCUCCAUUCUGUCGGCGCAGCCACCGUACACGGAGGUGCACAGCCAGGGAAUCAACACCAUGCUCCCCGCGGGGCGCGCGCGCUUGCUUCAGAGCCCCAACCUGGGCACGCGCGGCUAUCUGACGACCUCGGGAUCAUCGGGGGUGUACACAGUCGACCUCGCGCGCCCCUCUACCGCGCCCGCGCUCUUCCUCUCCUUCCAGGAAGCUGCCGCCGUCUCACAGCGCGCCUGCCCCGGCGCGCUUUCCAGCGCGUAUGCGCGCGUGCUGCGCCACACAUUCGUCUCCUGCGCGCUUCCGCCCGCCGCCUCCCCCGUCUCCCCUGCUGACGGCGGGAUCGGGAUCGGUGUGAGCGAGGCGGGCGCGGGCGCGCGGAAGGCGAGCGUGGCGGAUGGAUUGGCGGGAGCGGGGAAGCUGGCGACGGUGCAGAUCGAUGCGCGCACGAACCGGAUCGUGGCCGUCUGGCCGUUCGCUGGCGAGCUGUACAUGGCGCCGGACGAGAGCUUCCUCUUCGUGCUGGAUGCGACAAACAAGGCCAUCCACAUGCUGCAGCUGAGUGCCGUCCAGCCGCCGCCCGCGCAGCCCAACGGGCAGCCGCAGCCCACGCCGCGGCCGCGCCCCAACGUGACAGCGUGGCAGCCGCUGACGUUCAACGUGGACUACACGCCGCUCAGGAUGGUCUUCACUCCCAAGGGCGGGGUGAUAGCGUGGCUGAACACGCAGCAGCUCAUGCAGAGUGCUCCUUGCCCUCCCCUCCUCUUCCUCCGUCCUCCACUCCCCAACUCCCCCAUUCCCCAUCCUUUUUUCAUCACCCAUUCCCGCACACAGCCGCCGCACUACCUGGUGUACAUAAGCGUGUCGGAGGGCGGCGUGAUAGGGCGGCUGGACAUGCAGCAGCUGAUGCAGUGCGGCAGCGGGUGCUCGGCAGGCAACAUGCAGUCCUUCGUGCAAUUCGAGCAGCAGAUGGGCGAAAACUCACCUCCAAGAGGUGGCCUCGUGCUCUCGCGGCCGGUGGCAGCAGGUGGGGGCUACGUGUGCCAGGUGGCGGCGUACGAUCGCAGCAUAGUGUGCUUGGAGGAAGCCACGGGUCAGAAGACUCCCUACGCCAACAUCAGCGACGUGCAACACUUGAUCAACCAGUCCAUGGCUCCCGAAGAGGGAGAGGGCAAUUGCGUGGGCUACGCCGCGCACGACGCGAGCGGGGUGCUGGCGCCGUGGAUAUUCAAUCGCAGGGAGGUGGGGCGGAGGGACGUGAAGAUCCGCAUCACUCACUGCGGCGUCUGCCACAGCGACGUGCAUUUCACCCGCAAUGACUGGGGCUACUCCCUGUACCCCAUGGUCCCCGGGCACGAGAUCGUGGGGGUGGUGGAGGAGGUGGGAGCGCAAGUGAGCAAGGUAGCAGUGGAGCAGCGGGUGGGAGUGAUGGGCAUCAUGGGGUCGUGCGGGGAGUGCGAGGCGUGCAGGCAGCACGAGGAGCAGUUCUGCGCCAAGUGCCUCUUCACCUCCAACUCCGUUGACCCUCACUCACCGUCUGGCGAGGCCACCUAUGGCGGCUACUCCUUCAUCGUUUGCGAUGAGCACUUCGUCCUCUCCAUCCCUGCUGAGCUGGCAUCUGACGUGGCAGCGCCCCUGCUGUGCGCUGGCACCACAGUCUACUCCCCCAUGAUGCACUACGGCGCCAACAAGCCGGGCAUGCGCCUGGGGGUGGCAGGGCUGGGCGGGCUGGGCCACGUAGCAGUGCAGAUGGGGCGCGCGUUUGGCAUGCACGUCACGGUGCUGAGCAUACAGCCGGAGCAAGAGAGGGACGCUAGGGAGCUGUUUGGGGCUGACCAGUUCAUUCUCACCACGGAUGCAGCCGCCAUGAAGGCAGCAGCGGGCUCACUGGAUGUGAUCAUCGACACGGUGCCGGUGCAGCAUGAGUUGGGGCCCUUCCUCGACCUGCUCACAUUCAACGGGGAGCUGCUCGUUCUCGGCAUUCCUGUAGCCCCCUUCACUCUCCGUGCAAGCCAGCUUGUAUUCGGGCGCAAGAUGGUUGCGGGUGGGUUGGUUGGAGGAAUCAAGGAGACUCAAGAGAUGCUGAAGUUUUGUGCAAAGAAGGGUGUGGCGCCCAUAGUGGAGAGGCUUGACAUCAAAGACAUUAACAAGGCACACGAACAAGGCGAGGGUAACUGCGUGGGUUACGCUGCGCGCGACGCGAGUGGGGAGCUGACGCCAUGGAGGUUCCAUCGGCGGGAGGUGGGGCCCGGGGACGUGAAGAUCCGCAUCACUCACUGCGGCGUCUGCCACAGCGACGUGCACCUGGCGAGGAACGAGUGGGGCAACUCCAUGUACCCCAUCGUUCCCGGCCACGAAAUCAUAGGAGUGGUUGUGCAGGUGGGAGCGGACGUGAGCAAGGUGGCAGCGGGGCAGCGAGUGGGCGUGGGGUGCAUGGUGGGGUCGUGCGGUGAGUGCGUGGCGUGCAGGCAGCACGAGGAGCAGUCGUGCCCCAAGUGUGUUUUCACGUACAACUCUGUCGACCCGCUCUCGCCGUCCGGCCAGUCCACCUACGGCGGCUACUCCUCCUUCAUCAUUUGCAAUGAACACUGUGUCCUCUCCAUCCCUGCUGAGCUGGCAUCUGACGUGGCAGCACCUCUGCUAUGCGCUGGCAUCACAGUCUACUCCCCCAUGAUGCGCUACGGCGCCAACAAGCCGGGCAUGCGCCUGGGGGUGGCAGGGCUGGGCGGGCUGGGCCACGUGGCAGUGCAGAUGGGGCGGGCGUUUGGCAUGCACGUCACCGUGCUGAGCACAUCGCAGGGCAAGGAGAGGGAGGCGAGGGAGGUGAUGGGAGCGCACAGGUUCAUUGUCACCAAGGAUGCUGACGCCAUGAAGGUGGGCUGGCUUAUCACCGCUCUUGCAUUGGCACCUCUUUAG